Tetrahymena thermophila SB210 is the source of this 1119-nucleotide messenger RNA. RefSeq names its product transmembrane protein, putative. The transcript has 2 exons. Lineage: Eukaryota; Ciliophora; Oligohymenophorea; Hymenostomatida; Tetrahymenidae. The record is from RefSeq and is a predicted model, not a curated record.
AUGUUUAAACCUAGUUUUUUAGCUAUAUCCAGACUAUUCAUAGUUCUUAUUGGUAUGAUCAAAGCAGGUUAUUCUUUGAUGAUUUUCUUAAAUUAUAACUUUUUGAUAUUUAGUGAAGAAAGUUCUAACUUCUACAAAUAUCUUGUAACCUUUUUUGUAGGAUCAAUUUUGGCUUUUCCACUCUAUAAAAACUUAUCAAGAAACUUUAUUCUCUUAUUUGCAGAAUCUCUCUAUAUUUUGAUGAUGAUCAUAAUUCCAUUUUCUUCUAACGACUUUAGAAUUUAUGGGUUCCUGUUAAGUGGCGGAUUUUGCUUUUUACUCUAUCCAAUUUAUUCAAAUGAAAAUUUACUAAAAGCUGACUAAAAAAAAUCAACUAUUAUCGCAUGGAUUUUCAUGGGAUUAGGAAUAAUAUAUUAUUUUUGGCUAACUUACCACUACUAGCUUAAGGAAAAUUUCUAAUGGAAAAUUGCAGGUGCUUUAAGUGUUUUAAAGUCAACUGAUAAUAUAACUCCAUAUGUUUUUGGUACUUUCUCAGUCUUGAAUGUUUUACUUAUCUUGCUUUAAAAAGGAAAGGAAACCAUUUAAUUUUACAAAUUGAAACAAGACAAACAAAAAAUCAUUGAAAUAUCUGAUUUACUUUACAGCGAUUUUUAUAGCAAUAAAGUGAAAAAUGAGUUUAAUAUAAAUAUUAUUGAAAGCACAAGUAGUCUCCUUUUAUAUGGGAUCUACAAUAAUAACGAAAUGAAUAGAUAAGAUAAAUAAAAACUUUUGAUCUAGAUGUUUUCAUUAUCUUUUUUUAUUGGAAGCCAAGGUCCUAUGAGUAACUUAAUUGAUACCGUUAUGAAUUAUUUGUAUCUUCUUCAAGGAGAUACUGAUUAUUUGAAUCUAAAAAUAAACUUUGGAGGAUUAGGAUCUUUUGUUUUCACAGAGCCCUUUUAAGUCUUAAAAAUUCAUGAGAUAAUUAUUUACUUUAUGUUUUUUUGGAUUGGAAAUAUAGCUUAAUAUGCAUUUAUUCAUAAUUCACUUACAGAAAAUGGUAUUGAAUUGAUGUACUGUCCUUAGAUAUUAAGUAUAAUUACAUUACUUCUGGUUAUUCUAUCUUUCUUAUUAUAUUCCUGA